UGGAUCUGUGUCACAUGCAGGAGAUGUAAACACAGCUGAGUUGCUGGUGCUCUUCUGGUCAGAAGCUCUCCCAGUCUGCACACCACGAUGAUCUCCAUCACCUCCAUCCUGCUCGGUCUGGGAGGAAAAUGUCUGCUAAACUGGACACUGGUCGUUAUCCAGAGGAGCCGAUUUCACCAAAGCUUCCUGGGAGUUUUCAGCAUUUCCCUUGCUAUUGUGGACACAGCCCUGACCCUCUUUGUCAUCACUGUUCACCUCCACACUGAUGGUUUUUUCCUCCUCCUCGGCUUGAAGCUGACCCGGUUUCAUGUGUGUUUGCUGGUUCAAAUUCUUGGACAAGUCUACAGCACUCUGCAGUGGCCUGUUGUAGUCUUGACCAGUUUGGACCAUUUCUGCUCUCUCACUCAGAGAUUUCAACCUAACAUAGCAAGAACCAAGAUGGCAAGAUGGUUCGUCCACCUAUCUGUGACCUGCCUCCUGUGGUUUCACACUGUUCUUUAUGUUUUCCUGCUGUCUGACUUCAAUCCUGUCUUAGAAGAUGUGCCUUACAACCAGAUUUACCAGUGCUGGGUCUUCAACACCUCUCAGAUCCUGCAGAUUGCCAUGUUCCUCCUCCUGCUUCUCGUCUUUGCAGCAUUUCAUGCUGGGUGCAUCACACGUAAAGUGAAAGACCAAAACACAGACCAAAGAAAAACACUCUCCAGGAAAAAUGUUGUUUGCCAAGCCCUGCUUAUUUUCCUGAACACCUGGGCAUGGUUUCUGUUUUUUCUUUCUGUGAUCCUCCUGCUGCCUGUGGGAAUACCUACAUACCUGGGUCUGAACGUUGCCUGGUUGAGUUUCCUCAACAGCACCCUGAUAGCAGUCCUUUUAUGUGCAGUCUGUCCAGCCUCACAGCUUGCACAGGGCUUGCCAGCAGUUCUUCCCGACAGCUUCUGUGAGUGGAGAUUUAAAUUUAGCUUGGCUUCAGAGGGCAGUACGUGCACUUUGCAAAUACACACAGGACACAGGGAGGAAGAAGUGAAAAGUAAUGAACUAACCUGA
This is a messenger RNA of Cheilinus undulatus (humphead wrasse), 1041 nucleotides long. It is a transcript of the gene gpr160, whose product is annotated as G protein-coupled receptor 160. The transcript is spliced from 2 exons. Bases 88 to 1041 code for a protein of 317 amino acids. Lineage: Eukaryota; Metazoa; Chordata; Actinopteri; Labriformes; Labridae. Gene Ontology annotation, cellular component: signaling receptor complex; plasma membrane. The record is from RefSeq and is a predicted model, not a curated record.